Molecule: messenger RNA, 8327 nt
Organism: Leptidea sinapis
Lineage: Eukaryota; Metazoa; Arthropoda; Insecta; Lepidoptera; Pieridae
Gene: Kua
Product: plasmanylethanolamine desaturase
Exons: 4
Coding region: 185-1042 (285 amino acids)
Molecular function (GO): oxidoreductase activity
Source: RefSeq, a predicted model, not a curated record
UCGUGCUAAGACCUACGAAGCUAUGUAUCAUAAAAAACCUAUAGUGUGUAGUUUGAUACCAAAAUAAUGUUAAAGCAUUUUGGUUAAAUAAAAUCAGCUUGAUAAUAGUGAUGAUUUUCAAAUAACAACAUUCCCCAGUUUAUUACAAAGGUUGUUUGCGUUACCGUUAAUUUACUUGAGUAGUAUGGCUACAACGUUGUUAGCUCCUAUUAAAACUCAAAAGGAAAUACUUGAGCAUUCUAUGACAGAAGAUGAUCCUAAUGCAAACACACAAUUAUUAACUGAUAUUGACCAAAAGCUUCGCUGGGGACCUCGUCAUCGAGGUGCAUUAGAGCUAGCUGAAUUGUACAGCCCAGGUAAGAGGCUACAAGAAUAUGUGUGUGUUGUGGUGUGUUGUACACUAUGCAUAACAGCCGGUAUUUUAAUGGCGAAGUAUCUGCGUGCUGACGCAUCUCUGCUGCUGGCGGCUCUUGCGGGUGUUCUGACAGCGGAUUUCGCUUCUGGCUUUGUACACUGGGCUGCCGACUCGUGGGGUGCAGUAGAUCUUCCUAUAAUUGGGAAGAACUUUUUACGGCCUUUUCGGGAACAUCAUAUAGACCCGACGUCAAUAACGCGCCAUGACUUUAUUGAAACUAAUGGAGAUAAUUUCGCUAUAACAAUUCCUGUUCUGGCGAGGAUCGUCUGGCAGCUGCUGACGUAUGACGAGUCACAAAUAACCAAUGAAUUUCACUGGAUAUCAUAUUGGUAUUUGUGCUGUAUUUUUGUGGCGAUGACAAAUCAGAUCCACAAAUGGUCGCACACAUACUUCGGUUUGCCGGCGUGGGUCGUGUGGCUGCAAGAAUGGCACAUAGUGCUGCCUCGACUGCAUCACCGAAUCCACCACGUCGCGCCGCACGAGACUUACUUUUGUAUCACGACCGGUUGGCUCAACUGGCCUCUGGAGAAACUUCGCUUUUGGUCAAUUCUGGAGACUCUCAUUGAGGCCGUAACAGGUUGUAAGCCCAGAGCUGAUGAUUUGAAAUGGGCACAAAAACGUGCCUAGACAAUACCUGACCAUUACAAAAUAUAUACAUUCAUAUUUUUCGGUGAAUAGUAAUGUUUAUUAUAUACACAAUUUAUAGCGAAUGGUUAGAGUAUGAGGGGAGAGUGGGUAACAUUGGAUCAUGGAGUGCAGCGGAUUAUUACCUAUAUAUCUGUAUGUGCUAUGCGAAUGCAUGCCGAAAUACGCGUCUCGUCUGCCUAUCUUGCUUUCUUCGGUAUUCGUUAUCGAAGCGAUAUGAAAACAGGAAUAUAGUCUAAUACCCCCACGGGAAGAUAGGCUGGUAGGCAACCGAAAAAAUUAAUAUUUCAUGCAAUUAAAAUUUAUUUCCUAAUAUUUUAUCCAUAAUAGUCGAUGGGCCACAGUGCAUCUUUUCGUGUUGAGUCCCAGCGCGAAUCAAAUUAGGUUUUAACUUAGGUUUACAAUUUGAGACAAAUUUAUCUAGCCUGAAAAUGAAUACACAGGAAAAACACUUAUUGUCAGAAAUUUAAGCGUUUAUUAGACAUAGUAAACAUAACCCAAGUAUUUACGUAUGACAACUACGAGUCACAAAAGGCAUUUCAUGGUAUUUUUAAACAUUGAAACUUGUGCACCUAUAAAAAAAAGUGAUUACUAGUACCCACUCUCUCCUAAAUAUUUCUCGGUAGUAAAACCAAAGAAAGAAAGCUUUAAAUAGUGGCGGGAAUUAAGAAAUAGUUUUGAUACUUUUUUUUUAAUUUUCUACAAAAUAGAACUGAAAGUCAAUUAGAUAAAUUAUGUAUAAUUUGUGGAAACGUAUACUUCAUAACCGAUAAUAAUAUACCCUAUAAUUUUUUGAUAAAGAGAGUUAAAAAUUAUUAUACGGAAUUCAUUCGAUAUAUUAAAAUGCAGGGGUAUCAAUUCUCGCCACAAACGCAGUUUUAGUAGAUGUAAAGACCGCUUAUCCGAAUAUCGCAUCUCUCUUUUAAACAUAGUCGAAUCGUUAACAUAAUACAAAUAAUUUUGCGUAGAAGAAAAUAGAUAUGAUAGUUAUUUAUGGUAAAAGUUUACUAAAUUAGAUUUCGCAAAUGAGAAGACGAAUCUUAUUCUGGGACAAAGUCGUGGGCUUAGCAUAGCCACGAGUUUGUGAGUAGGUCUCCGCUAGUGUUCCAUACAAUGUUUUGUCAACACAUAUGCGACCAAAACAGUACAGUAGGAUAUGAUAUUAAAAAAAACUUUUGCUUUAUAAUUAAUAUCAGUCGAAAAGUCAUUCUACAUUCUUUGCCGUUCCUAAUAUGAAAAUGGCGCUCAUUUGCUUAUUAUGGCUAAUAUUUUAACUACAGUAAAUAAUGUUAAAAUAGUGAUAUACCUAAUAUCAAUAGGCAAAAGCGCUUCCAAGGAGGUUCGAUCAAUCAGCCGAUUUCUUCCUUUUAAAUAAAUAUUUUUGGUCAGGCCACCACCACUUUUUUUUUAAAUUUAUAAUUUUGUUUUUGGAAUUUACGAAGAGCAUGUAAAUAUUAAAGUUAUCAGAGGAGGGUUGAGUAAUAAUUCAAAUUUAGUUUAGUAUGAAAUGUUCAGUGAGAAUUGACAUAAGUUUGUAAUAGUUAAUACAAAAUGGCGGCGAAGUAUAAUCCGAAGUAUAAAACGUAGUGGAUUUCGGCUUUGUCCGUUUUUUAACAAGAUUACAGCCGUCAUCUAUAAAUCAUAUAAAAAGGGUGCGUACUAAUGACAAUAAAUCUAGUGUUCAUUAAUAUAAUUAUAAUAUCAGGGCGGUUAUCAAAGUAAACAUUCGCUGUCUAUGUCGUUUUAUUAUCUUUAUCUACACCCAUGCUUUAAAUCAUCUAGUUAGCUUAUUGCCAACAUUAAAACACCCAAUUUCCUAAUACCCAUUAAAUCAUCCAAACGAGUGUUCCAAAUUCAGUACAACAUUAUAUUAUCAUCCGUUUUCAUAAUAACACUCCUUUGGAUGAUAUUAUGGGUACACUAGGACUGGCUUUUUUAAUGUUAGCAGUAAGCUGUAACUGUUUCAGAAUCUUUUAUUGAGGAUUCAAAUUAUGGGUGUACAUAAAGUCUUGUAUGCAACUGUUGAUAAUUAUUAUAACACUCAUUUGAUACUAUUAUCACACGAGGCGAAGCCAUCAUUCUUGUUUUAAUACCCCUUAUUACACAACAGUAGCAUAAUAGUUAUUUAUGCAACUGUUGUGUAAUAAGGGGUAUUAAAACACGAAUGUGGAUUUAUCACACGAGGCGAAGUCGAGUGUGAUAAUAGUAUCACAUGAGUGUUUUAAUACCUAAUUAUCAACAGUUGCAUACAAGACUUUAUCUACACCCAGAAUAUGAAUCCCCUAAAAGAUUCUGAAACAGUUAGCUUAUUGCUAACAUUAAAACACCAGCCCUAGUAGUAGCCUUAUAUCAUUCAUUACUGAUUAUAUACAAAUAAACUAUGUAUUCAUGAAACAAUUAUUUAUUUAAAUUCACUCGAAUAUAAUGUUCUUUUGCAGCGUUUAAAAUGAAUCGCUCAUUUUUUGUAAACAAAACAAUAAAAAUAUCAAACAAAAAUGGCGGGGAUUCGAAUAGCCUACUUUUUUUUACGGCGCGCGACGUUCUGGUAGUGUGGAACGCGCGUAAACGAAAAUGUUCUUUUUUUGAAAUUCAUACAGAUACCACGCAUCGAGCAAUAAGAAUGUGGAUGUCUGUUGAAACUCUUUGCGCAUAAAGGGAUCGAAAAAAAAACAUAGGACUGUUGUUAUGAAAUUCAGUACAACAUUACAACACUCGUUUGGAUGAUGUAAUGGUUAUUAGAACAUUGGGUGUUUUAAUGUUGGCAAUAAGCUAACUGUUUCAGAAUCUUUAAUAGAGGAUUUAAAGCAUGGGUGUAGAUAAACAACUAUUAUUGAAUAUGUUCAAAUUCUAUAAUUUUGCAUGUUUCAGCGAGAGAUGUGAUAUUCGUGAGGUCCCUUCUAAAUCUUUAAACAUUUAUCAAUACCAAAUACCAAUCAAAGAUUUUAGGCUAAUUUUAAUCUUUUAUUAUGAUUUACUCAUAUCAUGAAAAAAGACAAUACCUACAUUUAAAUAUUGUAUUAUAAUACAGUGGUUUAAACUAUUUUAAAUAGAAAAUUACAAAUACGCUUGUGAAUUAAAGAUGAAAAUCAAACACAAAAUGGCAACUUUAACAUUAGUUUAACAUUGGAAUGGAAUAUCUUAGUAUGUACAUAACUUUAUAAAUCGAUAAAAUCCUCAAAUGAGCCUAAAUUUUUAUACCUUAUCUAUAACUUCGUGAUUCGUGGUUUAAAAACCCAGCUAUUUUGUUUUUUUAAUUUUGUAGUUUGAUAAAAAACAGCAUGAUUUAUGAAAUUGAAAUACGAUUUGAAUUCUAUUCGAAUUAAGCUUUGAGCUUUUAAAUUGCAAAUUUAUAUUUUCAUUAGUUUUAAUAUUGAUAACAAAAACUUGAGACCACAAGCAAUAUAUUGUGCAUAAAUGAAAGUUGCUAAUAAUUUAUCGACUAUUAUACCUAUGAGGUGAUUCAUUGCUAUGCAUACAUAACUGAUAUUUUUAAUAAGGGAAAAUAUUUUAUACAAAUUAGUGUUUAAGAUCGCCUUAUAAUCGGAUAUGGAUAUAGUGUAAGAAAUGUGUAGUUAUAAUGAGGUGUAGGUAGGGUUGCCAACCGUACUCUAAAAUAGAGUAUUGUAUUCUAUAUCUUGUAGACGUACUCUACAUCCUUUAUACUAAUAGAGUAUGCUAAAAUACUCUUUUUUUACAAAAUAUUUACUAUACCAGUGCCUGUCUAAUAUUAUGCAAACCCAUUAUCAUAAAAGUUCCCAAAAAAAUCGACUAUAUAAUGUUAAUAUGUUGGUAUCUCCAAGCCACAUUCGGACGUUUCUGAAUGCAGCCACUAAUGUCAAUGUCAUGUCACAUGUUGUUUUGAGAAGUGUGGCAUCUUUAAAAAAAAUAAAUUAUACUAUUUUUUGGAAGUCCGUACUCUUUUUCUACCUCCUUUGAAAUCAGAUAUACUGUGUUUCUUCUAAUAAAACCUUGGCAACCCUAAAUGUGGGUAUAUUUUUUAAGAAUGUGUGGGGCCUUUUAUUGUCUCUUUCUAUGUCUUUAAUAUAACUUGUUACACAUUUUGCAAUUAAUCAAAACUUUAUUUCAAUAAGUAUAAACCCUAAUAGUUCUACAACAAAGUAUUGUAACUUUUAUGAUUAAAUUAAUGAUUAACAAUUGAAAUAUUGGACGAAUGGCACUUAGAGUGAGAAUUGUUUUGGGCUAGAAAAUACUGUUGUAUCAUUUGAUAUAUGCGAGAAAAUCUACAACAAUUAUAGACUUCGGAUACAAUUUGAAUAAUUAUAACUAAGCUUGUGUGUUCACUGAGUUCACAAUAACUUUUGCUUUCAGCACUUUGAAUAUCGUGUUUGACUGUUUUGUAGUACCUAAGUAUAAAGAGGCAUAAGUUAAAAGUGAAACAAUGAUUUAAGUACAUAUUGUUUUAAAAAAAUGAAUUUGGUAAAUUUUGUUUAAUUCGUCUUUUUUUUAUUUUUAAUCUAACUAUAAAAAAAACUUUUGAAAUGUAACUGUGGCCUUUUAGACUUGAUCAACUUAAUACCCAAAGAAGACUGUAUUUCACUGUUUUUUGUGAAAUACAAAAGUAACUGAGUCAAUUAGAUUUUUAACUGCCUACUGUUAGAUGUUGCAUUCUGUGAUAUUGCUUUUUAUAUACACAGCAAUAAAUAUAUAAAUAUAUUAUUUACAAAUUAUCUAAUACCACUAGGUAUAUAAAAGUGUUGCGCCAUUUUACAAAUUUUGAAGUAGGCUACAUUAAGACAUGUAUACUUAAGUGAAUUAAAUUAAAGAAAUCUGCGAUUAUUAUUUAAAAAUAAUUUUAUGUCAAUGUGUGGUUUGAUAUUAUGUUUUAGUUAGGUCGGUUUUGUUUAGAAACAAAUAUGUUGGACUUUAUUAUAAAAUAUUAUACUUAUGAGUUGGAGAAAGUUACGUCUAAUAUUGUAUUCAUUACAUAGAAACAUAGACUUUUUGUGAUAUUUUGUUAAUUUGACAAUGAACUUCAACAUUACUGAGGUUAGAUUAAAUUAUUUAAAUAUUUAUUGUUGAAUCUAUUAUGAUGUUUUGAAUCGUUUGACGCCUAUCCUAUAUUAUAUAACAUUGCUUAUUUUUGUGUAAUCAUUAAUAAUUUAAGGCAUUGCAGCGUUAUACCAAGUAAUAGUAAAAUACUAACCCCCUUAUUCAUAAUGGGACGCUAACUUUAAACAGCCGCUUAGGAGUGUUUUUUCUCAUUCUGACUCAGGUCAAUAGAAGACAGAGUGAGAAUUAGCAAUGCUUUAAGUUAGCAUACUAUUAUGAAUAAGGGGGUUAAUGAUUCGCAUUGUCUCCGUGUUGAAGUACAUACUUAUUACUUAAACACAUUAACAUGUUCAAGGGAUAUUUAAGAUUUUGCCGAUUACGAAAACUAUAAAGAAUUUGCUAUUACAUUAAAACAAUGAAAUAAAGGUUAUUAAGGUAGCCUUUUAUUAUAAAUAAACAAUAUCACUAGAUUUUUCUUUUAAACAAAAAUGAUUAAUAAUGAAAAAAAAUUGUUUUUCUUAAGAAUCGAAAUAGGAAAAUUCUUAUUAAAUCUAGUUGAUAAUUAGUUAAAUAUAGAACCAGUACUUCCCCCUCUGGUAUUAUUCAAAAUAGGAUUUAAAAUCAUUUAUUGAACGUCAUAAACUUAGUUUAAGGAUUGGUCUCCGCUGCGCUCCAACUAGAUACCGCAGGCGUAGUCGCAAAGUGCGGCUACUAAUACUACGCCCACGUGGGUGUACUCGAGUCAGUCUCGAACAAUGUGUGACGUUGGCGUGCCACAUGUUCUUUUAAACUGUGCUUAUAGCUGAAACUAAAAUGCCGGGUUUCGUAGUAAAAAUUAAACAAGAAAUAAAAAAAGACACUGGGAUCACAUAUCAUAUGUAAUUAUUUUGUAUUUUAUUAAUUUCAAUGUAAAAUAACACAAAGCGUAUGUUACAAAAUUUUAAAGAUGCCAUUGGAGUGUCAAGAUGCCACGCACACAAGCAUCUAAAAGUUGCCGUAAUAAGUAAAAGCGAUUGUUCUUAAGGCGAAGAGUAAGCAGAAAACACGCAAACAUGGUGUUUUUAGACAAGUUUUGUGGUGAAAGUAUAGCAUUUCGAGCUAUGAACACUACUUAAUCCUGUUACACAUAUCCUUAAGUCUUAUUUGUAGGUUGCUAAUGCUUGCUGUUGGUUAUAGUUAACACUGCCGAGCCUUUUUGAACUACCACUUUUCUUUGAAGUUAAACAAGUUUUUUGGCAUGACUUGACGGACUUUUUUCGGUACUUCUCUCAGAAAAGUUAUUCUUAUAGCUUGUACUUUUUUGUGUAGGUUCAUUAAUUCAGAUUAGUAGUGAAUAACGAGAAUUGAAAGCAUAUAAACUGUUUUCCACGCAAGAAUUUUGAAAAUAUUGGUUUUGUUACAUCGGCCGGCAGCCGUGAACUCAUAUCGCUCAAGGUCGCUGGCAUUUAGGGUCGCCUUAAGUAGUGCGGUAUUUAGUUGGAACGCUGCGGAGACCAAUACUUAAUCUAAGGUCAUCAAAUACCACCCAUUCGAAAAUGCUUAGAUAAUAUUUUAUACGUCUAGAUAAAGGCUAUUGCUGUUAGACAACCGAUAAUAACAGCCAGGAAUAAUAGUUUAGUGUGCGUGACAAGCUACGUAUUACACCCGUGAUUUGUAUGAGAUUUUAUGUUAUGCAUGAAUUGCUCAAAAUAGAGGUUAGUUCUAAACUCAACGUUUUUCGAAGUUUUGAUGAUCUAAAUUCUAAGCGAAAAAGUAUGCCUCAGACCUGAGAACAAUGGGCAAGAAACUUCAAAACAAUAAAUAAAUAUACAAAUGAUUUAAGUUUUCUUUAGUGUUAAUUCCGCCAAUAUUUGUCUUUAAAACAAUUCGACACGUGUUUCGCCUCUACACGAGGCAUCCUCAGGACGUGCUGUCUCGCCAAAAUCUGGCGCGAGACUUAACACUUAAGAAAACUUAAAUCAUUUGUAUAAUUAUGGAUUUUCGCAAAGUAACGCCUAAUUCAAUAAAUUUUAAUAAAUAAAUAAUUAAAAACAAAUAAGAAAUAUCAUUGAAAUCUUAUAUAACUAUCCUUAGAUUUAUUGAAUGGCAUUCAAAUCCUUUUAAGAAUAAUAUACUUAUCCCUAGAUUGUGUUGAUCAGUGUAGGUACGUACAUAACAUUUAUAAUAUAAUAAUAAGAAGGUGCUUAUUUUUAAUUGGUACAGUCAAAUUGGUUAAACUUUGUACUUGCAGAUUUUUAAUAUACACUAAACAGCCUGA